UCUCGCGGGCCGCUGGGGUCACUGGCAGUUGGAGCCGCGGCCGAGUAGCCAGCCGCUCCGCAAGAGCUCGCCGCUGCCGCCCCCGGAGCCGCCGAGGCCAGCUUCGCGGCGCUGCCCCGCGGCGGGAGAGGGAGGCUGCAGGGGAGCGGAGGCGGCGAGCGGGCGCGGCGGCCGGCAGCCUGCGGCAGGGCUCGGGCGCGCACACUCAGGCGGCCCGGGAGCCACGCGAGCUGCGCGCCCGCACGCGCCGGUUGGGACUCGCUCCUUGCUGUGCCUCCGGGCGCCGGGCCUCUCCGCCCUCCCGCAGGCUCGCCGGGGCCGGCGGCCCGAGGAGCAGCAUGGAUCUGCGGCUCUGCGUGCGGGCGCUCCUGCUGCUCUGGCUCUCCUUGACCGCGGUGUGUGGAGGGCCCCUGGUGCAGCCUCCUGAGGGGAAGGGGCUGGAGGAAGGCAAAGUCCGCCACCUGGUGCAGCCCAGAGCCUCGAGGAAUGGACCAGGGCCUUGGCAGGGGGGUCGGAGGAAAUUCCGCCGCCAGCGGCCCCGCCUCUCCCAUAAGGGCCCCAUGCCUUUCUGAAGCAGGAUGGAAGGGGCCCCUGAGUGCCCACGCGCUGCAGCUCUCUGUGCUCCAUGCCUUGGUCUGCUUCUCCGGAGCCCUCAUACCCAUUCAGCUUUCGUCUUACACCUGUUCUAGCUGCUGAUGGUCCCGGCUCUUCUCACCCACCAGCUCCCCGGAUGGCGCCCACGAUUCCCUUUCCCCAGGAUCCAUCCACCCCAUCUUCCUGGCGCCUCUCGGACUGACCUGGAAGACCCAGCCCUGGAAGGCCUUCCUUCUCCUCCACCCUGCGCUCCAGUCACUGCCUCUCCCAUCUAACUCACCAACCUCGUGUCUGCCCCGGGGGCUGGGUGGAAACGGUCCCUUCCUCAGGGGGCUCCAGCAUCCCAUGUUUUCUUGUCAGCUGGACCCCGGGCCCGCCCGGCCUGCAGAGGGGAAUACAGACAUGCAGUGACAGGCUCUCUAGCUGGAGGGGCUUGGUGCUGGGAUCCAGGCAGGGUGCACUGAAACGGGGGUGGGGGUGGCACCCUGGAGAAGGGGGUUGAAGCACCACUUAGCUGUGGCUUCCUCCCCCUCCCGGUGUUUGAGCUCAGCUAGGGAAGAGGUGAAGGAAGAAAAGAGGCCCGUGAAGUACUGUGUCACUUCUCUCACCUUACUGUGCCUCCUAACACUCCCUGUCCUCCCCACCCCAACCAAGCUAGGUCAAGCUCCAGGUCAUGAGGGGAGGGUGCCAGGCCUGACACGGCUUUAUACCCUCCCAGGAGUAAAAGCCAAGCAGGAAAGCUGUUUAUGCCAAGAAUGACAGAAUAUCAGAGCCCAAAGGACCCUUGGAGAUCAGCCGCCUUAUGCAAACGCCUGCGAAAACAGGCCUGGAGAGGGGAGUGACCUGCUCAGGGUUACUGCAGAGCCAGGAUGGCGACUGGGUCUCCCAGCUUUAUGAUGUCCUUUCCGCUCUCGAUGAUGUCUUUUCAAAGCGAAUGAAGUGCCUUUUCCCGAGGUUGGGGCUGGGGGCGGCUGGGAAGGGGAGAGACAGGCAAGCUGGCUGUGAACUGCCCCAUUGUGGGGGACGGAGCUGCUCCCACCUCCCUGGCCUUCCCCAGCUGGGCCGAAAGCUUCCAGAACUGGCCAGCUGCCCCCAUUCGGGCAGCAUUCCCAGCCUGGGGUACUGUAAUAGGGGCCGCUCAAGCACUGAGACUAUCAUUCAAACCCCAGCUGUGUCUUUUUGUGAGCCAAAGGUAGCCUUAACUCUUGAGCUCAAUAGCCUUCCCUUCGUGUUAACUGGACCUUCUUCCCCAUGGCCUUUCCUUGGGGUGGGGGGGUGCAAAGAGUGGAGAAGAGGGAAGGAAAGGAAAGGAAGGGAAGGAAGGAGGAAAAGAUGGGAGGAAGUGCAGGUGGGAUAGCCCCCCUAGGAGGCCCCAGCUUCCAUGAGGGGCCUAUACUAGCCCUUCCCUGCAUGGGGGCUCUCUCACCUUUUGCCUGACCAGGUUUCCUUCUUAGAGGCCUCCCAGGAGGGCAAAAAGAGAAUACAAGAGCCUGAUGCCCCCCUAUGUAUGUGUGGGAGCAGGGGGAGUCAGGGUCCCCCGAGUCCCACAGUAACCCCAAUGUCUGCCUGUCCGCCUCCCCCGAGUCCUUUCCCUCUGCUGCUGCUAACACUGCUGCUGCUUCAAGGCCCGCCCUGGGGAGCCAGCCUCUCCCACUACUCCUCAGGCUUGGAAUGGGGACUGGCCAGUGUCCAGAAAGCACCUGCCACUGAUGCCCCCACCAGGGCCCGGGCCUUCUUCCCCCUCCUUUCUGCAUCUCCUUUCUCAUCAGCCUGCAGCCGAGCCCAGCCCCAUGGGGAGGAGGAGAAAGCAGGGUGGCUGAGGAAAUGGGAGAUACCGGGCAGAGGAGGGUAGUAGGUGGGUCGAGGGGGGACUGUCUUAUUUAAAGUGGUUGUGUAUGAUUCUUAUACUAAUUUAUACAAAGAUAUUAAGGCCCUUUUCAUUAAGAAACUGUCCCCUUCCCAUAAUUGUGUUCAUUGUGUUUGUAAAGAUUGUUCUGUGUAAAUAUGUCUUUAUAAUAAACAGUUAAAAGCUGACAAUUCACCCUUACUCUUGGAGGUCAUAUUCAGGAGGAAUGUCCCUUUCCCCCGAGGGCCACAGUUGUCCCUGUGUCCACAUAUUGCACGUGCAGGGAGGUAAGUGCCUGCAUCCCAAAUCGGUUCUAAGUCAACUGGCCUCAAACCGAUUUGCCACGAGCUCACAAAAGGAAUCCCUAUGUUCACAUAAAAUCCAGCUCACUUUUAAGUUUUUUGGCAUCUGUUUGGGUGUCCUAACAUUUUUUGGGGGGGCAAUGUCAUUUAAAGGAUUUUUUAAAAAGCAAUUUAUUGACAAACAUGCUGACUAAAUGGAUUUCUACUAAAGACUGUUUUGUAUCCUUGGUGGGUGUCUUCUUCUAUUUUAUCUACUUUUGAACACUUUCAGGACUUUUUAGCCAGUUUGCCUUUCUUGAGAAAUGUUAUGUUUUCAGCAAUAAAUACAUUUGGUAAUGACUUUGUAUGUAUCAUUUUAUAUUUCACAAACUGGAGUUGCUUGAUAAAUGAGAUCACCUGAAAAAUAAAAUGCAAGGAGUUCAAUACAA
Molecule: messenger RNA, 3170 nt
Organism: Lemur catta (Ring-tailed lemur)
Lineage: Eukaryota; Metazoa; Chordata; Mammalia; Primates; Lemuridae
Gene: APLN
Product: apelin
Exons: 3
Coding region: 339-572 (77 amino acids)
Biological process (GO): signal transduction
Molecular function (GO): hormone activity; apelin receptor binding
Source: RefSeq, a predicted model, not a curated record